CCACCAUUGUAGUAAUAAUAAAAGCUGAACAAAUAGAAAGAAAAACAAGAUCCACCUCGAAUCCCCCUCCCUCCCUCCUCCAUCCAUUCCAUCUCCCCCCUCUCUCUCUCCCCCUCUGCAAAUCAAAUCUUUUUUAAUCUUUAGAGAGAGAGAGAGUGAGAAACAUAGAAACCCAUAUCAACAAUCUUCAAUCUUUCUUCCCCACACCUACCAUGUUUAUUGACCCACCCUUUUCUUCUUCUUCUUCUUCUUCUUCUUCUUCUUCUUCUUCAUCAAUUACACAAACCUCACAGAUUUUGAACCCAUAAAGAUUACCAAAAUCAAAAACCCAGAAAGAAACUUCUACCCAAUUCACACCACUCUCAAACAAAAUUCCUCAACUAGGGUUUUGAUCAAGAAAAUAUGAGAGAAGAUGACUCCAAUUGGUUCUCAAAAUGGGAAGAUGAACUCCCAUCUCCUGAUGAACUCAUGCCCUUAUCCCAAACCCUAAUCACCCCUGAUCUCGCUAUUGCUUUUGAUAUCCGAAACCCUAACAAUACUCCACAACCACCACCUCCACCGCCACUUCAAACCCCUUCUUCCCAACCCAACUCGGCCGAAUUCGAUUCCGCUUCGGCCGAGUUAGCCGAGUUGGGAGCUGGGUCUGCCGGCGACGAGCCUGCUCGGACCCUCAAACGUCCUCGGCUCGUGUGGACUCCACAGCUCCACAAGAGGUUCGUAGACGCCGUGGCUCAUUUGGGUAUCAAGAACGCAGUACCCAAAACCAUAAUGCAACUCAUGAGUGUUGACGGGUUGACUCGCGAGAACGUAGCGAGUCAUCUCCAAAAAUACCGCCUUUACUUGAAGCGUAUGCAGGGGAUCUCCGCCGGUGGCGGCGGAGGCGGCGGCGGUGGGAGUGAUCCCGCCACCGAUCAUUUGUUCGCUAGCUCGCCAGUGCCGCCUCAUUUUCUCCACCCGGGUCGAUCGAAUUCCGAGCAUUUCUUGCCAUUUGUGCCUGUCUCCGCCUUGCAGCACCACCACCAGAUGGCGGCAGCGGCGGUGGCUGUGGGUGGACAUUCGCAGUUGCAGAAUCAGUAUCGGCAUAUGGGGCAUUUUGGGUCGCAGCCAAAUGGGCAAUUUGAGCAUUCGUUUUUGGCGAGGCAGUCGCAGAGUGUUCAUCGAAUGGGAGCACCGCUGCAGAGUCAUGCGUCAUCGUAUGUGGAGGAUAUGGAAUCGGGGACUGCGGCUAAUGGGAGGAAAGUACUCACUCUGUUUCCAACUGGGGAUGAUUGAAUUUGGGGAGGUUUCUUAUUGGUGGUGGUGAUAUUUGUGGCUCAAGCAAGAUUUAUUACAUCUUGAGCUUGCAGGAAGUGGUGAAUAAUGCUGGUGAGCACUUUAUAUAUUCUCUAGAGAUUUAAGAAUGGAAUUUGCAUCAUGGACAGCAUACUUGUAAGUUGUAACUGUAUUUCGUUGGCAAUUUCCAGGAAUCUUCUGUGUAGGAAUUUAGUUCCUGUAUUUCUUUGUUAGUGUCGUGUAGAGGUGAGCUCUGCUUCUUGUAAAUUGUGUGAUGUCAAAGAGGACUUAUGACCGUUAAUAGUUCCAAGGGAUUUUGAUAAAUAUUAAAAUAUGAUGUUAUUGGAAUCUUAAUUUUACUUAAAUGCUCUAUGAACAUUGAUCAAUGUUAGCUUGGUUUCCUGAAA
Camellia sinensis is the source of this 1679-nucleotide messenger RNA. Its product is annotated as transcription factor MYBC1. Gene Ontology annotation, biological process: regulation of DNA-templated transcription. The record is from RefSeq and is a predicted model, not a curated record. NCBI's taxonomy places the organism in Eukaryota, Viridiplantae, Streptophyta, Magnoliopsida, Ericales, Theaceae. Gene Ontology annotation, cellular component: nucleus. Gene Ontology annotation, molecular function: DNA-binding transcription factor activity; DNA binding.